AUGGCUUCUACACCUGUCACAAAAACAGUUGUGACCUACUGCGGCCAUGAAACAAACAGUCUUUGGUACAGGUAUCUGCAGCAGCUGUGGUGGAGUGAACAAUGGCAGCAGCAGGGGCUGGGAGAGUGUGUCUAUGACUAUAUUAGUGUGUGUGCGUGUGGCCCCGAGCCUCCCCGCGCCUCCGCAUCGCCGAGCCGGGAGCCGGGAGCCUCCGGGCCCCAGGAGUCCGGGCCCCCCGACGCCCCUGCCGUCCCCCGUCCCUCUCAUCUGCCCCCCGCUCCCGCCAUCCAGGAAAUCCGCCCCCCGCCGCCGGCCCCCCGAGCCUCCAUGGAGCCCGAAACCAACGGCACGUGGUGCUGGGCCUGGGGCAACGCCAGCUGGGAGCAAGGCGAGGCCGGGGAGGACUGCUGGGUCCCAAUGGGGCAGUGGGAGGGCCCCGAGGUGGUGCUGGUGCCCAUCCUCUUCGGGCUCUUUUUCCUGCUGGGCCUGUCGGGCAACAUGCUGGUCCUGCUGGUGCUGUGGCGGGCCAAGGUGCCGGGUCCGCGGAGCCCCACCAACAUUUUCAUCCUCAAUCUGAGCGUGGCGGACUGCUCCUUCCUGCUCUUUUGCGUCCCCUUCCAGGCCACGGUGUACUCGCUGCCAGAGUGGGUGUUCGGUGCCUUCCUGUGCAAGUGGGUCCACUACUGCGUCAUGGUCAGCAUGCUGGUCAGCGUCUUCACGCUGGUGGCCAUGUCCGUGGACCGUUACGUGGCCAUAGUCCACGCUCGUCGCUCGCUCUGCAUCCGCAGCCGUCGCAAUGCCGCCCUGGGCGUGGCCACCGCUUGGCUGCUGGCCGUGGCCGUGGCCGUGCCCACCGCUCAGCAUCAGGUCCUGGUUAGCGGGCAACACCAGGCGCCCAACAGGUCUUUCUGCUGGGAGCACUGGGGAGCUGGGCACACGUCGGCCAAGCACGCCUACAAGAUCGUUAUCCUGCUGCUGGGCUACCUGCUGCCCCUCAUGCUUAUCACCUACUGCUAUGCCAAGGUGCUGUUCCAUCUCCAUAAGAAAGUCAAGAAUGUUUCCAAGAAAUCCGAGAGAUCCAAGAAAAAGACGGCACAGACCAUAUUGCUGGUGGUGGCUGUGUUCCUGGUGUCCUGGAUGCCCCAUCACAUCAUCAUCAUGUGGGCCGAGUUUGGUAACUUCCCCCUCACCAGUACCUCCUUCACCUUCCGUAUCAUCUCGCACUGCCUAGCCUACAGCAACUCUUGCAUCAACCCCAUCCUCUACGCCUUCCUCUCCGAAAACUUCCGCAGGUCCUGCCGCCAAGUCUGCCCUGGCCGCUGCCUCCUGAAGCCUGCGCGUGAGGACAAGCGGGUCCGUAUCCGUAUGGAUAACAUUUCCGUGACCCGCUCCACCACUAAUAUGUAACGGGAAAGAAAGGCAGGAGGAGGGAUGGAGGGAUGAGCUGAAGGACGGGAGGAGGAAUAGAGGGUGGAGGAUAAGCCUUCCAGAUGGCUGAGGGCAGUUGAGGGGAGCAGGUACGCCCGAGUCCGGGCCCCUGCAGUCAUUGCUAAGAAAUGGCUUGGAUUCCCGGUCCAGUUUGGACUUGAACCAAGCUGUUUCCUACCAGGUACCAGAAAGUCCUCCUCCACAGCGAUGUUGGUAUGGUCUAGUGUGUGGCGAUGUUCAGUGGCGAUGUCACUGAGCUCUCCUGGCUUGAGGGAUGUGGCCGGUGCCCCGGGCACACUGUGUAGGCUGAGGGAGACACGAAACGUAUAAAGAGUUGGGAAUCUUCCCCUCUCCCUGCCAGCUUCUCUCCUCUUCUCCCCCUGCCCCGCAGUUCUCCCCCCGCUUCAGCUUUCUCACCAUCUUUGUGUCUGUGGCUCCAGUGCUCUUGUGAAAUACUCCUUUCUCAAACACCCAGCUCAGUGCUGAGUGCUGGUCACAGGGUUUCUGCCGAGCCCCACGAUGGGGCCGAGGACAGGGGGGUGAGGAGGGGCUCCUCCAAGCCCCUUGUGCAUCCCGAACUCACCUCCACGAUGACCAGUGAAGCUUUUUAUAGCCGUACCACCAGGGGGUGAGAAAUGAACCGUGUCACAGUAACCCAUCUCAAGACCUCUCAAGCUAGGCAGUUGGCAUGUCCGAGGUCAAAUCCAAUGCACUGGCCUUGAGAUAGGUAAAGGGGUCAGCCUAGGUCUGCAGUGGGGCUUAGAUUUUGGGGUUUGAGAUCAGUUGCUCCCUUGGGUCAACUCUCUCUGCUAACGUUUCCCCAAUGUCAAACCACCUCCAUCCAGCAGGCCUGGGCGCAGACCUCCUGCGGGGCCGGCCUUCUAGAUGUCGGCCGUCUCUUGGUGGGGUCAAUAGCAGCUGGGCUGGAGGUGGAGAUGGGCAGUCCCUUCUUGGGCCUCUCUACCUCCCCCUUCCUUUUACCACUACAAAAAGGGCAAGCUUUCCUUACAGGCAACCGGUAGAUGUCCGAGUCAUCACCAUCUUUUCGUGUUCAGUGGUAUUUAAUGGCAACUCCCACGCACGAGCCCCGUGCUAGAUGCCGAGAGAACAAACAGAGAAGUAGAAGACCUGUUCCCUGCUCCCGAGAACCAUACGAUUGAACAGGGGAGACAGGUGGGCAUGAGAAGCCAAACAUACCGUAAUGAGGAGAACGUAUGUAUAGAUAACGACAGG
Messenger RNA from Ornithorhynchus anatinus (platypus), 2661 nucleotides. RefSeq names its product galanin receptor type 1-like. Gene Ontology annotation, cellular component: membrane. NCBI's taxonomy places the organism in Eukaryota, Metazoa, Chordata, Mammalia, Monotremata, Ornithorhynchidae. The record is from RefSeq and is a predicted model, not a curated record. Gene Ontology annotation, biological process: neuropeptide signaling pathway. Gene Ontology annotation, molecular function: G protein-coupled peptide receptor activity. The transcript is spliced from 4 exons. The coding region runs from base 1 to 1407 and encodes 468 amino acids.